Messenger RNA from Benincasa hispida (wax gourd), 933 nucleotides. RefSeq names its product transmembrane protein, putative (Protein of unknown function, DUF599). NCBI's taxonomy places the organism in Eukaryota, Viridiplantae, Streptophyta, Magnoliopsida, Cucurbitales, Cucurbitaceae. The record is from RefSeq and is a predicted model, not a curated record.
CCAAAUAUCUCUGAUUCUAGCUGGCUAACUAGAGAUAUUAUUAUUAUUAUUAUUAUUAUUAUUUAUAAUAAAUAAUAAUAAUAAUUAAUAAAAAUAAUUAAUGGGGGUAGAAUGGAGAAGCUGUUAUUUGGACAUAAUCUUGGUUCCAUUAGGGUUUUUGAUAAGCACUGGAUAUCAUGCAUGGCUUUGGCAUAGAGUUCGGACUCAGCCUUUCACUACUCUCAUUGGCAUUAACACUAAUGCUAGACGUUUUUGGAUCUCUUCCAUUUUACAGGAUAACGAGAAGAAAAACAUCCUAGCCGUCCAAUCAUUGAGGAACACGAUAAUGGGAUGCACCCUAAUGGCCACCACUUCGAUUCUACUCUGUACGGGUCUAGCGGCAGUAUUAAGUAGCACAUACAGCAUAAAGAAACCCUUAAACGACGCCGUUUACGGAGCCCACGGCGAUUUCAUGUUGGGCCUUAAAUACGUGACUUUACUCACACUAUUCCUCUUCUCCUUCUUCUGCCAUUCCCUCUCCAUCAGAUUCAUAAAUCAAGUUAAUAUUCUCAUCAACAUUCCCUCCGGCGCCGCCGCCGUCACCUCCGAUUACAUCUCCGAUCUCCUUGACAAAGGCUUCAUUCUCAACAUCGUCGGCAACCGCCUCUUCUACGCCGCCCUGCCGAUGCUCCUCUGGAUUUUUGGCCCUGUUUUGGUCUUCGUUUGCUCUGUUUCUAUGGUCCCUGUGCUUUAUAAUCUCGACGUCGUUUGCUCUUCCGCUACCCGAAAACGGAAGACGAUCGUCGCCGGUGAGGGCAAUGGCGAGCUUAAUAAUGUUUAGGAUUUGGUUUUUUUGUUUCUGUGGAUGUGAUGUUAUGUAUAAUGUGUGCACUGAAAUUUGGAACGGACUUCUGAAUGCAAAUAAUUGACAGUGCAAAUGUCGCUGAUUUCUCA